Serinus canaria (Common canary) is the source of this 1276-nucleotide messenger RNA. RefSeq names its product WW domain binding protein 1 (gene WBP1). The transcript is spliced from 4 exons. NCBI's taxonomy places the organism in Eukaryota, Metazoa, Chordata, Aves, Passeriformes, Fringillidae. The record is from RefSeq and is a predicted model, not a curated record. The coding region runs from base 134 to 1024 and encodes 296 amino acids. Gene Ontology annotation, molecular function: WW domain binding.
CCCGGGCGGCGGCGGCCGCGGGGGCCGCGAUGGCGGCGACGGCGGCAGCCACGGGGCGGCGGCGGCUGCUGCGGGCGGCGGGGGCCGCGGCCGGGCGGGCGCGGGGCCGCGGCGGGCUUUAGGCGGCGGCGCCAUGGAGCGGCCCGGGAGCGCCGAGGGGGCCUGGGCCGCGCUGCUGGGCCGGCAGCACCCGCAGGCCCGGGAGUUCUGCCCGGGGGUGAACAACCGGCCCUACGUGUGCGAGACCGGGCACUGCUGCGGGGAGAGCGGCUGCUGCACCUACUACUACGAGCUGUGGUGGUUCUGGCUGCUCUGGACCAUCCUGAUCCUGCUGAGCUGCUGCUGCGCCUUCCGGCACCGCCGGGCCAAGCUGCGCCUGCAGCAGCAGCAGCGGCAGCGUGAGAUCAACCUCAUCGCCUACCACGGUGCCUGCCAGUACCCGCCCUCCUCGGGGGACCUCCGGCUGCUGGCCUCCUUCAAGCUCCCGGCGUACGAGGAGGUGGCGCAGCGCCCCGGGACGCCGCCGCCACCCUACAGCCCCGGGAGCCCCUCGCUGUCCCCCGGCUCCUCUGGGGGCUGCAGCUCCUGCUCCUGCGGCUGCUCCUGUGCCUCCUCCCCCAGCAGCUCCUCGCUCUCGGCCCCGGGCACCGACGAGACAGACCCGGAGCCGGGCCCGGGCAUGGGGGGUGGCAGUACCGGCCGUGACUAUGGCUCCAGCAGCACCGGCACCGGUGCCAGCUGGGACCUGCCCCUGCCCGAGGAGCCGCCAGCCCGCGGGGGCCCCCCCAAACAAGUGCCCCCGGACUUGUGUGAGGCCGAGGGCCACCCCUGCUCCAACACCGAGGGGGGUGAGGAUGGGGUGGGCAGAGCUGUGCUAGGGGGAUGCCCCGGGCGGCACCGGCGGCUCACAGGGGAUUCAGGCAUUGAGGUGGGCAGGGGCCUAGAGGAGGAGGAGGGUGAGCCUGAGGGCUGUGGGGGAGCAGGGGGUGGUGGGAGGCCCAGCUCAACUGUGCUGCCCAUCUGAGCCCCCCCACAGGACCCCCAGUUGGGGUCUGGACUUAUCACGGAGCCCCUGGGGGCCCCUUGCCCUGACCGACACCCACCUUGCAGUGUGGUGGGGUCCUGCUGGAGCCCCCUCCCCUCCAAACUGCUCCUGGGGCCUCCCCUGUGAUCCCAGUGCUGCUGCCUGGGGGCCCCAUCGCCUGGGGGGUGCCCAAGAUCAUGGGGGUGGGAGGUCCCGGCGCGUUCUCUCACCAUUAAAGAGAUGUGAAAGUAC